Letharia columbiana is the source of this 1005-nucleotide messenger RNA. RefSeq lists its product as uncharacterized. The record is from RefSeq and is a predicted model, not a curated record. Gene Ontology annotation, molecular function: serine-type endopeptidase activity. Lineage: Eukaryota; Fungi; Ascomycota; Lecanoromycetes; Lecanorales; Parmeliaceae. Gene Ontology annotation, cellular component: membrane. The transcript is spliced from 2 exons. Bases 1 to 1005 code for a protein of 334 amino acids.
AUGAAAACAUUCUCUCCCACACCGAUGAGAUCGGUCCUUCAGGUGACUACCCGGCCGAGGCUCGGACCCCUGGGACAUAGCAGUCAGCUCCCAAGUCGGCUGUCGAAGCGGUCAAGCCAACGCUAUGCUCGGGCGGCACAGAUGUUCCCGCCCCAGCCAAAAAAGGUCCUGAAUCUAGUACUCCGACGACCGGCAUGGUCUUCCCACAGAAGCUACAACAACAAUAGCUACGGCUACUACACUCCCGAAUCAUUCUGGGUGCGCAACAAGCCAAACAUAGUCGUCGGAAGUAUCAUUGGCUUCUGCUGCGUUACAUAUUAUUACAAAUGGACCGCCGAAAACCUGGCAGCCAAGGGCAACCACGCCCGUGCAGACCUGAUCCGACGGAACUUCGUCAACUCAGGGGAGAACCUCAGAGAAGGACGUUGGUGGGUAAUGAUCAGUAGCUCGUUCGCCCAUGGCAACCUGAUACAUCUAGGCUUCAGCGUGCUACCCAUAUGGGGUUUUGGACGUCCUCUUGUCGGACUACUCGGUGUGCCCUGCUUUAUGGGAUUGUGCGUGAUUUCCGCAGUCUCCUCUUCGAGAGCCUACAUCUAUUGGGAGGACACGAAGGAAACACUGCGUAAAGAGAUGUUCAACCGACGCUGGGACAAGCUCAAGGACCCCAGAGUCCUGGGUAUACAAAUCAGCAAGGAAAGGGCCCUGGCAAUAUCCGGCAGUGGCGGUGCUAACUACGGAGGGAGUCAAGGUGCCUCAGGGAUCGCUUGCGGUCUGACCGGUGCAUGCGUGUGCAUCAUGCCGUGGGCGUGGACUUCAAUCUUCUUCAUCCUUCCUAUGCCUCUCUGGGCUGGCGAAACGCUCCUCACGAUAGCAACUGUGGUGGGCAUGGCAACAGGCUACGCCCCCAUAGUCGGGCACGCCGGGCAUUUGGGCGGAACCGCAGUCGGCAUUGCAUACUACUAUGGAAUUGCGCGGCCCUGGCUUCGGAGGACUGGGAGAUUCUAA